Molecule: messenger RNA, 3329 nt
Organism: Closterium sp. NIES-67
Lineage: Eukaryota; Viridiplantae; Streptophyta; Zygnematophyceae; Desmidiales; Closteriaceae
Source: the annotation of a GenBank genome assembly
UCGGUGGAAUUUCGCGGACCAAUAAGAACACGAGAUUCCAACCACAUUGGAAUUCCGCGCGGAGGUUUCAUUCCUCCGGACAAGCCUCUGCCGAAUUCCUCCAACACGCAUUCCGACGUGGAACUCCAGAGUCUUUGGAAUUCCAAGUCCUUGGAAUGGCGUGUACCAGAAGUACACGAAAUUCCAACCACACAAAAUUUCGCGUGGGCAUUCCAUUCGUCGAGAAUUUCGCCACGGCGGAAUUCCGCCAACAGUAAGUUGAUGGAAUUCCAACGAAUCGAAUUCCGCACUGGAAUUUCAAACCUCUCGUGCACUCCAGGGAGACUUACGCAUAGAAUUGCGUGGCGUACAACCCACGCAUUUCUGAUCCAUUUUCAAAAUCGCCAAGUCGCCUUCAAACGCCAGAGGACUGAGACGAAUCUAAAUACCUCGUCAUUAGUUUCCUGAAGCCACAGAUAUCUGCAACCUAAGCUACUUUCACGUCCGACUGCCUCCUAACUUCCCAUGGCGUCUACUACUAAUGAGCACCCUGUGUGGAAGUACUUUCUCGUGCCUGAAGGUUCCGCAUCGAAUGCAACUAUUAAGAAGUCCUGUAGAUUCUGCAAUAAACAAUGGUCCCUUACCGUUAGUCGAGCGCAGGGGCAUAUUCUUGGGAACGACCCUAACAUUGCCGCAUGCAAGAAUGCCCCUCCGGAAGCGAAAGAGACUCUACGUAAGGUAGUAUCGGAGAAAGCGAGUGGGCAGGAGGCAAAGAGGAUAGCCUCCCAACGGACUAUGGACGCUUUCACCAAGCAAACAAGUGAAAUCGCCAGUAGCAGUGCUGGCGGCUCUACAUCCCGCAAGCGGCCCGGGGGACAGCUGACGCUCCAGGAAUGUCGUCCCGAAACUGCAGCAUUGACAAGCGCGCAACAGGCGGUUGCUACCUUUUUCCACGUUUGUCGUAUCCCUCCCAACGUCGCCGAGCACGCCGCUUUCAAGGGCAUGUUGCGGAAGGUGUCUGCUGCUGGGAUUGGCUUCCCACCACCAGGGCGAAAGCUCAUCAUGGGACGCCUACUGCAGGAUUGCAAGGCUAGCACGGACACAGCCCUGAAACCGGUGAAGGAAUCAUGGAUCUAUUUCGGUGUGAGCAUUGCGACUGACGGGUGGACGGAUCUUUGUAGCCGUCCCCAAAUGAAUUUUUUGGCGGUGAACACCACAGCGUCGGUCUUCUUGUUCGGCGUGGACUGCGGAACGAAGAAAAAGGGAGGCGAUUUCAUUGCGGAGCACCUCAAAAGAGCAAUCACUAUGGUGGGAGCCGGCAAUGUCGUGGGGUUGCUAAUGGACGGGGCGAGCCCUAACAUUAGUGCGGCCAACAUCAUCAAAGCUACCUACCCGAAGGUGCAGUACAUCCGGUGUGCAGCUCACACCCUGAACAAUCUAAUGAAAGACAUCGGGGGGCGGAAGUGGGCGGCACGCAUCAUCACCAAGGCGCAGGAUCUCAUCUCCACUCUGAAGAAUGCGCAGUGGAUCACUGGUCACUUCAGGGAGCAGAAUUCUCUCGUGUUGCUGAAACCCGCCGGCACUCGUUUUGGGACAAACUAUAUUGCACUACAGCGUCUACUCGAUGUGCGGAAGGUUCUUGAUCAAAUGGUGCUUUCUUCAGGGUGGCGUGCUUUUGCGCACGGCAAGGAGCGGAUGACCAAGGCACGCGAGACAAUCAGGGAUGACAAGUUUUGGGCUGGAGUUGAGAAGGUGGUACAGAUUUUGAAGCCAAUCUACAUGCUUCUACGUGCAGUUGAUGGAAACCAGGAGGUUAUGGGGAGGAUCUAUGAGAUGAUGCUCGACUUGGAGGAGUCCACCAAGCAGGCAUGCAGCUGCUUGAAGGCGAAAGAACGGCAGUGGGUUGCGGGUGCUGUGCGUCGCCGCUGGAACGAGAACAUCAAUUGUGCAUUGCACGUGGCGGGGCGGAUUUUAUAUCCACCGAACCAAUAUGAGAAGAUAUUUGGAGCGGGGGGGGAUGCUGAAUGCUCGGGAAUCUUCAAGCAGUUUAUCGCAGACUACUACAAGGGGGAGUACACUGUUGACAAGGAUGGGACGAGGGUUUUGAUGGCUACAACGGUAGAGAAGGAGAUUCUCAUCUAUGUGAAGGGGGAAGGCGCCAUUGGUGAGGCUAAGGCACGUGCCGAGCAUGAGCUCAUCAAGGCUGGUAAAUUGGACCCCACUCAUUGGUGGGAGUUCAAUGGUCAUCAAUGUCCCAACCUCUCCAAGCUGGCUUGCAGGAUUCUUAAGCAGUGCGUGUCUGCUUCGGCAUGCGAGACGAAUUGGGGGGUGUGGGAGUCCAUCCACACAACCCGACGUAACCGCCUAGGUCCUAAGCGCCUCGAGGAUCUAGUGUACGUGACACACAACUACCACACAGUGUGCAAGUUGCAUGAGGAUUUUGAGAAGCGUUUUCGGAAGGAAGGGCAUGCGUCGAUUAACAUCGACGAGCAGCAGCACGAUGACUACGAGCCGCUUGACGACGACGACAUUCCAGAGGAUGCAUACUUUGAGGAGGAGGAGGAGGAGGAGGAGGAGGAGGAGGAGGAGGAGGAGGAAGGAGGAGGAGGAGGAGGAGGAGGAGGGAGGAGGAGGAGGAGGAGGAGGGGGGGGGGGGGGGAGGAGGAGGGGGGGGGGGGAGGAGGAGGGGAGGGGAGGGGGGGGGGGGGGGGGGGGGGGGGGGGGGAGGAGGGGAGGAGGAGGAGGAGGAGGAGGAGGAGGAGGGGAGGAGGAGGAGGAGGAGGAGGGAGGAGGAGGAGAGGAGGAGGAGGAGGAGGAGGGAGGAGGAGGAGGAGGGGGAGGGAGAGGGAGGAGGAGGAGGAGGAGGGAGAGGAGGAAGGAGGAGGAGGAGGGAGGAGGGGGGAGGAGGAGGAGGAGGAGGAGAGGAGGACAACGAGGAUGACUAGGAAGAGAAGUAAAAGACAGUUGGAGGAAUAGUAGUAGUACCCCUAUAUGUGAGAGCUUGUGUGAGUGAACCAAUAUGUACAUGUUCAUGUACGUCACCUUAUGACUCCCUUCUGUUUUUUUUUUUUUUUCGGGGGCAGCUCCAGAAAAAUUUCAGCCUGACCGUAAACGUCAGUCCAAAACGGCGUCACCGUUCGUAACGUAAAUAAACUACGUAAUCGUUCGAAAUCGUAAAACACCGUAAACGUUAGAUCCAACUUAGGGUGCAGGUGAUGAGCAAGGGGACGUAUAAGAAAAUGGUAGGUCCGACUGCAUAUGCCAACGGAUCUAGCUUCUAAACUAAGAAGUCUACAAGCAAGCGAGUGAAGACAGGGGGUGGGUUGAUGAGCUGGCAUCUCCACCUCACA